AUGGCAUCUUCAUCUUCUGGUUCUGUACCCGCCUAUCCUUCUCAAUCAUGGAAGUACCAUGUUUUUCUUAGUUUUAGAGGAGAAGAUACUCGCAAUACUUUUGUGGGCUAUCUCUACUCAGCUCUUGAACAAAAAGGAAUUUACACUUAUAAAGACGACAAAAAACUUCCCCAGGGCGAGUUGAUUGGUCCAUCCCUUAUGAAGGCUAUUAGAGAAUCCCAAAUUGCUGUCAUCGUAUUCUCUGAAAACUAUGCAGAUUCUUCGUGGUGCUUAGAAGAACUUGCCUAUAUUAUGAAUUGCAGGGAAACGAGAGGCCAAAUCGUUAUUCCCUUAUUUUAUGAUGUGGAGCCCUCCGAACUGAGAAAGCAAAAACAGAAGUAUGGAGAAGCAUUCCUCAAACAUGAGCUGGAGAACAAGACUAAGGUUGAAUCCUGGAGAAAAGCACUUGUGGAUGCAAGUAACCUUUCUGGAUGGGACAUUGCCAACAGGCAUGAAUCAGAGUUCAUCAAAGAAAUUGUCAGCAAAAUCUCAAAGAUGUUGCAUCCACUAACUUCAAGGGUGAAUGACAACCUGGUUGGAAUAGAGGCUCGUGUGCAAGAUUUGAAAUCAAGGUUGAAAGUUGGGUCAAGUGGUGUGCUCAAGAUUGGAAUAUGGGGGGUUGGGGGUGCUGGCAAAACUACUCUUGCGUCUUAUUUUUAUGAUGAAAUGUCUAGGGAGUUUAAUGGUUGCUGUUUUGUUGAAAAUAUUCGAGAGGAAUCAAGCAAGUAUGGUUUGAAAAAAUUGCAAGAAGAAAUACUUUCAAGUAUUUUGAAACACAAUGAAGUGCUAGGUGGGGUUAAGGAAGAAAUGGGACACCACAUUGUUAGAGGAGAACACCCUGACAAUCCUGAAAAACAUAGUAGGAUUUGGAAGGAGGAAGAUGUUGUAAACAUAUGUGCUAUGGAUGCAACAACGGAACUUGACAUGAUUGAAGCAAUCAGAUUUAAACACAAUAGUGUUGAUCACAUACAAAGGUAUAAACAUCUUCAUCCAUUUGUUGCAAACACGAAGAACCUUAGGUGGAUUGAAUGGCAAGGUGAUCUUGCAAGUCCAUUGCUUACUAACUUUCCACAAAGGAAGCUUUGUUGUCUAAUAUUGCAUAACAGCUCUCGUACACAACUUUGGGAGGGUUAUAAGAUCCUGCCAAAUUUGAAGAUAAUGGAACUCUGCUAUAUGUCUUUCCUAAUGAUAACACCAAAUUUUAAUGGGCUUCCACAUCUUGAAAGAUUCAAGCUUACUGGAUGUCGGCUAUUAGAAGAGAUUCAUCCAUCGAUCGGACGUUUGGAAAGGCUUGUCUUCUUAUCUAUAGAAGAUUGUAGGAGACUUAAGAUGUUUCCACCCAUUACCCAACUAAAGAAACUCAAGACCCUUUCGUUCUCAGGGUGCUACAAACUUUUUAAGCUCUCUGAGAUCCAACAGAAUAUGGAUAAUCUUCAUUUAUAUAAUAGUGGGGACACAAAACUUGGGUUACAACUUUUUUGCGACUUAGAAGAACUCGUCUUAAGAAAGUUGGAUCUGAGCUGGUGUUGUUUGGAAGAUGAUGACAUGAGCUAUGCUCUUUGGGAGUUACCCAACUUGCAAGAACUCAAUCUAGAAGGAAAUAAGUUUUCACAAUUAAGUUUUACUCGCCUGCAGCUUCCUCGGCUCAAACGGCUCGAUGUGUCAUGGUGCAGAAAUCUUGUAAAAUUGUCAGCACUGCCAUCAAGUAUCGCUAUUGUUAAGGCAGAUCAUUGCAGGUCACUUAGAAGCUUUGGAGAUGUUUCAAACUGUAAAUGGUUGUGGAACUUCUCACAUCGGUGGGAGAGCAAACUUGGUGAAGCUGGCAUAAUACUAAACUCCAUGCUCCAGCAGGGAAAUGCUGUUGAAGAUCACUUUAUCAGUGUCGCUUUUGAACGUCAGAUUCCAAAGGGGUUUGUGGGUAGGUUCUUUACAGGGUACUCAUUUACAAGGCGUCGUCCACAUGAUGCCAAUGAUAGUGAGGACACAUUUACAUUGCGUCUUCCAGAUGAUUGGACUCUAAUGAAGCACCGGGGCCUGAAUAUUUAG
Molecule: messenger RNA, 2085 nt
Organism: Lactuca saligna
Lineage: Eukaryota; Viridiplantae; Streptophyta; Magnoliopsida; Asterales; Asteraceae
Source: the annotation of a GenBank genome assembly